AUGUGGCAUCAAGAGAAUCCGGAGCGCCUGGUGAAUUCGGGCUCCCUCCGGAUGUUGAGGGAUGUGUGUCGCAAGUCCUCUUUGCGCGUGGGCGACAGCACCGCGUCGUCUGCGAGCUUCGGGCAGCGAUCAUCUGUCCCGCGCGAUCUGUCGCCGGCUCAGUCGAGUCCGGGCAAGCCGAAGAUGAAGGGUGUCGGAAAGCCGGAAGCGCAACUGCGACGCGGAAGCCUAACCUUUGGAAGUCUCGCGAAUUUGUUCUCUCACGAGCGAAGGGCUCACGCGCGUCUGGGCCACCGAUCGCGGACCCGGAGCACGUCUCCGGGGACCAACGCCGAUGAGGUGUUGGCGGCGGCCUCAGGGCCGCGGCAAGCGUCGGACCUCAAGUCCCGUGACAAGUCGAAAAUUCGCAGCGGCGCGUCGACUCCUGACGGCAUCGCAGCCUGUUCGCCGCCCUCAAUGACGCCCUGGCUCAGCCGGAAGACGAGAUGGUUCAGACAUAUUGAGGCGGUUUCAGAGGCGUCCAAGCCGGAACCGAACAUCAAGGUUCCUGCGGACGCCAAUCCCGCUGUCGAUGAAUUUGAGGAAGAGGGUGCGGCUGCCAAUAUUAGCCAGUCCCAGUUGAAGCAGGAAGGGAACGUGGAAAUCGAGGCAGCCUCUCCGGUACCAUUCAGCCCCAGCAGUGGAUCGACAGGAUCAUUAGAAAGGCAACAGAAAAUGGGCGGUGCAGAAGUGAAAGAAGGAGCAAAUGGUUUGUCUCCGAAAUCCUCUUUCUCCGCUGGGUCUGCCCAACCCGGAGGCUCGUCUCCUACUCCACAACGUAGAUACCAACGCGUGGAAAUUCUCCAAAUCGCUGAGGGCACUCAGCUGAUUGAGCCUUCCGAGGUGGUGGUUUCGCAUGGUCCGGCCUCGAUACUCACCGCAGAACCCAUUCUUACGCCCAUAGAACAACUGCGAAGGAAAGAUGCCGAGAUCCGAAAAAAUUUUGAUCAGAAGCGAGCAUUGGUCGCCGAAAUUCUGCACGUUCCUCCGUCUGACUUCGAAACAAUAGCAGAUAUCGCAACAGAAGCACAUGAAACAUCCGUAUUAGGAGCCAAAGAACCUCAAGAGAUCAUUAUUGCAUCUAUGAAUCAAGCCAUGCGAGUCCAUGAGCUUGUGAACGAAGCAUUGCUCGUAAGUGAGGAAGAUGCCAUUGCAGCUACAUCUGGUGAAACGGGUGGGUCUCGCCGAGACAAGACAGGAGCUUCGCAGAGUCAUCACCAAAAAUUUGUUAAAGUCUCAUUUUCAACUGCCUCGAGACUGACGGAGGCAUCUUCGACGUUAUCGAAGCAAAUGGGAGAAGUUAUGCACAUCGUUCAAGAAUGCCUCAGUUUGAAUGAACAGCUUCGAAAGGAGCUGCGCAAUGCCAAAGAGCAAAGACAUAACAGCAUUCGUGAGGAAUGUGUUGAUACGAAAUUAUCUGGAAGAAGACGACGACUGGGUAAUCGAGAGAAACGAUCCAGUGGCGCCGGUCUCACGUCAGAAGCGGAAAGUCAGGAUUCAAACCCUGCAUUGGAUGCUCGGGAAACUGAGAAGGAGGAACCAUCCCCUGCCGAAUCUUCUCCAUCUGCCCCCGUAGACGUUGUUAAAAGUGAAGUUUCCGUGGAGAAGUCUAUCAAAAUGGAGAAAGAAGGGAAGAAGAAGCAGUCUGACGAGGCGAUGCCGCAGGAAGGAGCGGAUGGCGAAGGGGGCGGUGGUCAUCAGCGCGGAAAAGUGGGAAAGAAGCACGUUGGUAGUAGCGGCGGGAAACAGAAGCGUGGCGGCGGGAAAGCCCUGCUUAAUCCCUAAUUGAAACCGGUUACUCGAUGUACUAGCAAAAUUGGCUUCACUGUCAUGGACGGUGAGCAAGAUUUCUAGCUUGCUGACCCCCAAGUUGUGCAAGGAGUGCCUUUUUUGUCUUUUUCCGUGCCCCGAAAUUAGAAGUUUGCCUGCACUUUUCGAGUGUCGUAGCAGCUACAUCGAGAUCCGUGGAUGAUUUGUUUAUUGAAGCUUUUCGCGCAGAUCUUUUUUUUUUUUUCUCAAAGCCUCCAAGAAACAACAGACAACAAAGUCGUUGAAUUCGUUCAGUUGUCCAUCUGAAUGUUUUUACGACGCAUGAGAUUAAGGAGAAAGAAAGCAGGAUUAAUCAUAUUCGAGUAGACUACUUUCCACGGGUUGUUGGACCAAAAAUGAGGCUCGGGGCCGCGUGAACCUCGCUUGCUUGUUUUUCGCAUCUUCUUGCACGUGAUUGGAGGGAUUUGUUGUGGACUAGAGGUGUGCGUUAGUUGAAAUUGUUCUGGAUUUCUUGUGUCGACUGGUUUGAAUUAUGUUGCUGCUGUAGAACAUGCGCUUAAUUGUUCUCUCGGUGUAAUUAAGUGGGGAAUUCUAUUCAUCUGUCUGCCACGUUCCGUCUGCGUUUCUGUGCGAGGAGUGUCGCUUUGUUCGCGUCUGUGAGGGUUUUCUCUUGUCGAGAUGAUGUGAAUGCUGGAGGUCGAUGUCUUGAUGGUUAUUGGAGAGAAGGGGUCUGUGACGCAAGGCUUCCUGUGCAUUUCCGCCUUGCACCCUGUUGAAAUAAGCACGGGAUGAUCAACGGAAUCGUCCGGUUUCACCAGGAUUCCAUCGUGUCGCUUAGCCUCGUUGCCUUAAAACCAAGUCAAAGCUUUUUUGUCGCAGUUUUUUGUAAAGGGGACUGUAAACCGAACCUGAAUUCCUUUGAUGUGACUCGCUUCCGCCAUCUGAAAUGUAACCGCUCGCCCUCAGUUCCGAACGCGACGCCCUUAUUUAUUUUUGCCUUUCCCAAGAUCAGUCUGUGAUAGCAACCGCAGAAGGACAACAUAUUUGGAAUGUUUUGUUUUUCUCUGAUUGAGGAUGCCAGUAAGCAUGGAUCGGGGUGGGGAAGGGGAGGGGGUUAAGACACUAGCCCCGAUGGUUUUUUUUUUUUAAUCAUGGAAGCCGAAUCCCGCAAAACAUAACCGUCGCAGAGAGAGGAUGUCCCGUGCGCGUGUUAUUUCUUUUUGUGGAUCGGAGCCAUUCGGGCGAUUUUUCGUGCUUUGUGUAGAAGAGGGCGAUGAAUGUUGAGCACAGAAAGGAAAUGGGAUAUUUGUAAAUCAGUCGUAUUUUAGAUUUGUUAUGAUAUAUGUCGUAUUAUUUUAAAGUGAGAGCAAAUCAUCCUUACAAUGAAGGUUCCUUCGUUCA
Molecule: messenger RNA, 3210 nt
Organism: Notodromas monacha
Lineage: Eukaryota; Metazoa; Arthropoda; Ostracoda; Podocopida; Cyprididae
Source: the annotation of a GenBank genome assembly